This is a messenger RNA of Aricia agestis (brown argus), 2009 nucleotides long. RefSeq names its product glucose dehydrogenase [FAD, quinone]-like. The record is from RefSeq and is a predicted model, not a curated record. The coding region runs from base 4 to 1932 and encodes 642 amino acids. Gene Ontology annotation, molecular function: flavin adenine dinucleotide binding; ecdysone oxidase activity. NCBI's taxonomy places the organism in Eukaryota, Metazoa, Arthropoda, Insecta, Lepidoptera, Lycaenidae. The transcript is spliced from 4 exons.
CAGAUGGCGCUGGCAAACGAGCUGGACCAGUGGAGUCGGCGCGGCAUGCGGCUGUCGCUGCCCGAGCUUGCGGUUCGCCCGCCGCCUAAGAACUUCCAGUUAGAGACCUUUGUUAAAGUGGUAGCGGUAGUGGUGAUAGCGGUGUGGACCGGGGCGCUUAUACAAGCUCUAGUCAAACGAGACGCCUUCAGAACCUUCUGGACCACCGAGGAAGUAAAAGAGGGUUCUGUGUGGGAGUACAUAGUGGUGGGGUCGGGCGCGGCCGGCAGCGCAGUCGCCGGGCGGCUAGCGAGCGCCGGCCGCUCCGUGCUGCUCGUCGAGGCAGGCGACGAACCAGCCUUCAUUUCACAAAUCCCUGGAAUAGCACUAGCAUUAGCUGGCUCCGAUAUGGAUUGGGCGUACAAAACUUUACCAAAUACGAAAUCCUGCCUGGGGCUCGACGGCGAGUACUGCCGCUUUGUCCGCGGAAAGGCCCUCGGAGGAUCCACCAGCAUCAACCAGAUGAUGUACACUCGCGGCAACCAGAAAGACUUCGACUUUAACCUCACCGGAUGGACGUGGCAGGAUAUGAAACCCUAUAUUCUUCGUUCCCAAAGACUGAAACCCCCACCUUAUUUACCGAAGACCUCGCUACCGCAUCACAAUAUUUCUGGCGCGAUACCGAUAGAGUACUUCUCGGACUCCGGAAACCCCUGGCACCCGCGAGUAAUCCAGGGUUUUCGAAGCCUGAACUUCCCACAGAAUCCUGACAUGAACGCCGAGUCUCAGAUCGGCGUCUCGCAGAUCCCCGGCUACGUCUCCAACGGCGAGCGAGUGACUGCGGCGCGGGCUUACCUGACAGGAAAAACAGUGCAAAAAAACCUGAAAGUGUUAAAAAAUGCGCAGUGUCUAAAAAUAAUAAUAGAUAAGAACAAUGUCGCCCGAGGUGUAACCGUUCUAUAUAAGCAGAAGAAAGUAUUCAACGUAUUUGCAAAGAGCGAGGUGAUCUUGAGCGCGGGGGCGAUAGGGACGCCUCACAUUCUGAUGCUGUCCGGAGUGGGACCGAAGCGGCAUCUAGAACAGUUCAACAUACCGGUGAAAUCAGAUCUACCCGUCGGUCAGGAUAUGUCGGAUCAUGCUAUGUCACUAGCGCUGAUAAAAGUAGAUCACGGUGCCAGCAACGCCGGCGGUAUUUUGAACCUGGCUAAGAAGGGACUAGAUGCGGUGCAGUGGCUCCUGACGAAAAGCGGCCCGCUGGCGACAGUCGGGUUGGGAGACAUCACGACCUUCGUCAACACCACGUGCUACGAUUUCGACAGGAAACAACUGAGGAACAGUAGCGCCUGUGAGGUCCCGACGAUGCAAACGAUCAUGUCCUACGUGGACAGGGGAAUCAUAAAUCUAUCGAAGCACAUUUUCGAUCGAGUCACUCCCUUCAACACUCAUAUCUGGAAGCAAGUGUUCGACGCCAACGACAACAGCGGCCUGAUGGUGGCGUCGCCGGUGAUCCUCCGGCCUCGAUCCCGCGGGUACGUCCAGCUCACCAGCGCCGACCCUCUGACCCCUCCGACGAUCUUCCCCAACUACCUGCACGAGGACGAGGACGUCGCAGAGCUGGUGCGGGCGAUGAAGAUCAUCCGAGACCUGGCGGAGACUCCCGUCUACAAGGAGCACGAGGCUUCGUUCCUGAAACUGGAGUUUCCCGGUUGCCCGGCCUACGACGCGGAGGGAUACUGGGAGUGCUACGUGCGGCACAUGACGCUGUCGAUCCACCACGCGGUGGGCACGGCGGCGCUGGGGACGGUGGUGGAUGACAGGCUCAGGGUCCGCGGUGUCAGGGGGCUGCGCGUGGCGGACGCGUCGGUGCUGCCGCUGCUGCCGCGCGGCAACACUGCGGCUGCCGUUGUAGCUGUCGGGGAGAGACUCGCCGACUUCCUGCUGUUCAAUUCGUGACGUCACAUCUUUUGAAUAUUUAUAGCCUUUCCGUUCGCCGCCGUACAUGAUCUUUGCCUCAGAUCACCACCCGCUUU